AUGAGUGAGUCGGACGUGGCAGUGACGGCUACAACGACACAGCCGCAGCAGCAGCAACAUCAGCCUCUCGGCGACUGGGUAGAGUCGCUGCUAGCGCAGAUCGAAAGCCGUUUGGACGAGAAGAACAAACAGGUCGCACAGCGAAUGGCGGAUAUGGCAGAGCGAAUUGAUGCUUUGGAAGCGUCGAUUCAAGACCUUGUGCAUGGGCCUGCGCCACAGGGUACGCCAUCCCUCUGA
Malassezia pachydermatis is the source of this 237-nucleotide messenger RNA. RefSeq lists its product as hypothetical. The record is from RefSeq and is a predicted model, not a curated record. The transcript has 2 exons. The coding region runs from base 1 to 237 and encodes 78 amino acids. Lineage: Eukaryota; Fungi; Basidiomycota; Malasseziomycetes; Malasseziales; Malasseziaceae. Gene Ontology annotation, molecular function: transcription corepressor activity.